UGUUAUGCCGACUUUUUGCCAGACGAAAAUGGUUUUAUUUCUCUUAGCUAUAUGGUUUAGUUUGACUAAUUUAAUAUUGUUGUUAUGAUUUUGUGGUCGUUAUUAAUGCCGCUCGCUCGUAUUAUUGUUAUCGUAUUGUAAAGAAUAAACUAAAAUGCAUAAAUGCACACUAUGAGUGUUUCUGUGUAAUAUUGUGUCCACGCCGCGAAUAAGUAAAACCGAAGGAGAAUAAAAUGGGUAUAAAGGGUCUGUGGACAGUGCUAACACCUUACAGCGAAAAAAAAGCUUUACACGAAAUUAGGGGUGAAACAGUUGCUGUUGAUUUAUCAGGAUGGAUUUGCGACAGUCAGAAUGUAACGGAUUACCAUAUCCAACCAAAACUGUACCUGAGAAACCUCUUUUUCCGUACUGUAUACCUGGUGUUGGCUGAUAUUAACCCAGUGUUUGUACUCGAGGGUGAUGCUCCAGAGCUGAAGAGGGAUGUCAUGGCUGCCCGAAAUGCAAUCCAGUUCAAGGGAGCUGCUCCAAGGUCUGAAACUGCAGUAGCCAAGAAAAAACCUGAUGUUGCUAGAAAGAGAUUUAAAAAUGUUCUCAAAGAAGUGGUUGAUGCAGUAGUAUCUCAAGACUCAGAUUGCUUUGCUUAUGGAGCUCGCCGCGUGUACCGUAACUUUAGCGUGUCGAAUGCAGCUGGAGGUGGCGCGUUGCAAGGUUCCGUCGACUGUUACGACGCUGAUGCUAUGUAUAACCAUAAUGGUUUUGGCCGUAACAAGAUGGUGGCGCUAGCUCUGCUCUGCGGUUGUGACUAUGGAGUCGGUGCGUGUGGGUCCUCCACGACCACUGUCGUAUCAUUCCUACAUACAAUUCAAGAGAAGGAUGUUGUACCUAGGUUACUGUCUUGGGUAACGGAUCCCGAGCGCUAUGAUGAACAGAACCGUUGGCUGGCAGCGCCCGGUCGCUGCGAGCGAUGUGGUCACUUCGGCCGGCCGCACGGCAAGACUGGCUGCCCCGUGUGUGCCACGCAUCGCGGCUGUAACGAUACUGGGCAUAAAACGAAGGUGUCAGAAAUUAAAAGGGAACUAUCGCUUCGCAACCGCGCCUUAACUUGCGGGGCUCCCUUUCCUGAGCCCAAAGUAAUGAAGGAAUUUAUGAACAGGCCUCCAGAUAAUAUAGACCUUAACGCUUUGAAGAAACCUACACCAAGUUUGAUACAAUUUAUGAAAUUGAUGACAAGCAAGUUGGACUGGUCAGAGCGAUAUUGUGUGGAGAAAUUCUUGCCAUUGCUUACGAAGUGGCACUUACAAGACGAUGUGCCAGGCAGGAGUAUCAAACCUAUAUUGAUUAAGAAAAAGAGGAAUCCAAGAGGUGUACCAAGUUUUGAAGUUGUGUGGUCAGACAUCAGUGGACAGUAUGACGGACUUAUACCCGAUGAUCAGUUUGAAGAAGGUGAGGAUCCCUCCAUAGUGUGGACUACUACGGAAAGACAAGAUUUGAUGCGCAAAUACUAUUCGGAUCUGGUAGAAGCCUACGAAGAGUCAACCAAAAAGCCUGUCAAAGAAAAGAAGACUAGAGGAAGAAAGAAGAAAGAAGACACUGACAACGCCAACCCUGACAAACCUAAAAGAAAAUAUAAUAGGAAACCUAAAAACAUUGAUCCUGUCGACAAUAUAAACGCGUCGAUUAAAUCACUAGGACUUAAAGACAAGGAAACGAAUUCAAGCAUAUUAAAUGUGAGUGUAAAAGUAAAUAAGCUAAAAAGAAAAAUUAAAACGAACACAAAGAAAGGACAAAAAACUUUAAAUAGCUUCAUCGUCAACAAAAAACGAAAGGCUAACGAUAAAUUAAUUCAAUCUCUUAGACAGAGCUUUAAAAACAUGUCCGUAUGUGAUGACUAUAUGAGUACACCUCAUAAGAAUGAUGAUAAAUUCAAUGAGAUUUUGAGCGACAAUAAAGAAAAUAAAUUAAGUGCACAUUGUUUAUCAUUAUUAAACAAGACUGGAGAUGAAAGCGACGGUGACUUAUCAGCUAUAAUAGAUGAAAUAGUUUCAAGGUCACCAGAACUUAAAACGGUGCCAAUUGACAAUAAAUUAGUUAGACUAGUGUUCGAAAAAUACUCAACGCCAAAAAAAAUGAGUAUGCGAAAAUCUGUUUUGAAUCAAAUUCACAAUAAUUGCUCUACACCAAGAGACAGUCCAGUUAGGAAGAAAAGUCUAAGAUUUAGCAGUAAUAAUUCUAUGAUCAGUAAAGUAAAUACCAGUUAUUUUUUCGAUAAGUUGACGGAAGAUGGCGACGCCUUUGAAAUGUCUUUGGAGCAUAAAAGUGUUGUGCAAUUGGAUAGUACUGUCGAAUACAGUCUGCCCGAGGUUUUUCUGUAGGAUCAUGUAAAUGAGAGUUCGAAUAUACUGAAUUAAAAAAAA
Spodoptera exigua (beet armyworm) is the source of this 2414-nucleotide messenger RNA. The record is from the annotation of a GenBank genome assembly. NCBI's taxonomy places the organism in Eukaryota, Metazoa, Arthropoda, Insecta, Lepidoptera, Noctuidae.